CUUCCCCAGACAGGUCUCACGACUGUGCCUAUCCGAGCCCAUCAAUAAUGGAGCUAUCUAUUCGCCGUCGAUACCAACGAAUGCCGUUUGGAGUUCUGGAUCCUGAUGCUUCUGUUGCUACCGUGAUGGUCUGUUCGCACUCGAAUUGAAUCAAUGGAGAUGGUUGUAACGGAUGGAAGCACAGGGGACGCCGCACGUCUGCUCGAUUCUAGUGGACGUGGAGCUAAGCUACUUCUUUGACCAGCCUACAGAUACAACAUUUACCUUUCUGGAACCUCUCGAUACUUGUACCACACCUUCCUAGGGAAUGCCCCAGUGAGAUUAUUUAGCUCACAAUCAUUAAGAUGAAGACAGUUGCUCUGGAACUUUUCCACCAGGGACCUGGGGAAGUGGAGAUGAGCUUGACAAAGCAGAGCUUCCUGAUCAGGCUCACGGCGUGUUGCCUCCGUCACCAAAACGAGCCCAAUCAGGAGGAAAUUUCUCCAAUGAACUGCGCAUGAAUCUCGAGAAAGCGGAUCUCGUCCAACUUGCCAAGGACUCCCGCCACAUUAAAUCGGGUGAGGGGUAAGCAAGCGAAAAACAUCCCAGACCUGUGGUUUGUGGACUUCAUUAUUUGACUGUCUGGCAUGUAAAGCAGAAAUCUGCUGGUGCAGGCUUCACGACUGGGGUGCACUGGAUGGAGAUGCUGCCCGCAAAUCCGGGGUGGCCAGCUUAAGCCUCUUUGAGCAAUAUAGGCUUACUGCUCCCGGGGCAGUCGCCUGGACAGGUGAACUGAUGGCUGCACUAAGCAGUUCGACAGGGUGCGGAUUCUGGCGCAUGUCACAUAAAGGUACGGCAGGCCCUGUGAGCGGGUUUUGUUCUCGGAUGCUGCCCGUUCGACGUUGAUUUCGAUCUCUCGAUAUUUCGAGCAUUGUCACGGCCGACAGAGCCAUUCUCGACUAUUUGUGUCGCCCAUCAUGGCCGAUAAAUUUGAUGAUGGCGCCAGUAAUUAUAUGGUGGAAUAUGCUGGUGUUCACAGUCUGGAUAUGAAACACUCAGAGGUGGAGGUCAAGAUAAUAAGGGGAAAUGAGGCAUUUAACGAAGCGAUGAUGAAGGAGCCUCCGAGGCCUUUCACUUCUGCAACACUGCAACUUUACGCUGCUUGUUUUAUCGGCUUUUUCUGUGCCACGAUGAACGGCUACGACGGAUCUCUGAUCAACAAUCUCUUGGCAAACCGACCUUUUCUCGAGUACUAUCACGGCCAAAAUGCCGGGAUCUGGGCUGGACUUGUAACGAGCAUGUACCAAAUUGGAGGCGUGGUAUCGCUGCCUUUCAUCGGACCAUCAGCCGACACUUACGGACGUCGCUUUGGAAUGUGGAUAGGAUGUCUUUUGAUCAUUGCUGGGACAGUCAUUCAGGGUACUGCCGGUCCGGCUCAAGGUGUCAAUCAAUUUAUGGGAGGUCGCUUCUUACUCGGAUUCGGAGUCAAUGUUGCCUCCGCUGCAGGACCGAUGUACGUUGUCGAGGUCUCGCAUCCGGCCUAUCGCGGAAUCGUGACCGCCAUCUUUAAUUGUUUCUGGUUCACCGGAUCAAUAAUUGCAAGCGGUGUAGCACGAGGAGGUACUGACCUUCCAGGAAAUGUUUCCUGGAGACUCAUUAUUUGGUUUCAAUUGAUGUUUGCUGUUGUCAUCUUCGUUGCCGCUUUCUUCUUACCAGAAUCUCCACGAUGGUUGUACGUCAACAACAAGCAAGAUCAAUCGAAGGCUAUGCUCACGAAGUAUCACGGAGAGGGCAAUCCAGAUAGUGAAUGGGUUAAGCUUCAGUUGAACGAGUAUGAGGAAUUAUUGGAGAUGGAUGGAGCGGACAAACGUUGGUGGGAUUAUAGGGCGCUUUUCAAAAAUCGCUCCACUCGCUAUCGUCUCAUGUGCAAUGUCUCGAUAUCUAUCUUUGGUCAAUGGGCUGGCAAUGCCGUCCUCUCAUAUUUUAUGAGCAAAGUCCUCGACACCAUCGGUUUAGACGACGAAGUCAAACAAGCAAACAUCAUCCUGAUCAAUAAUUGCCAACAGUUCUGCUGGGCCCUCGUCGGCGCCAACUUGGUCGACAGAGUCGGUCGUCGACCUCUCCUCCUGUUCUCCAACAUAGGCUGCUGUUUCGUCUGGCUCGCAAUGACCACCUCCGCCGCCAUCUACCAGAACUCCAUUCCUGCCCCAACAGAAGCAGUCCCCGAUCCAGUUGGCACGAACACCGUCGCUGCCACUACCUCGCUUGUUUUCAUCUUCGUAUUCGGCGCAGUCUAUUCUAUUGGUUUCACACCUCUGCAGGCUCUCUACCCCGUUGAAGUCCUCUCCUUCGAGAUGCGUGCCAAGGGAAUGGGAUUCUCUGGUUUUGCCGUCGCUGCUGCCCAAAUGCUCAACCAAUUCGCCUGGCCCGUCAGCAUGGAGAAGAUCGGAUGGCACACAUACAUCAUCUUCACAAUUUGGUGCGGCAUACAAUCCAUCGUCGUCUUCUUCUUCAUUCCCGAAACUAAGAACCGCACGCUCGAGGAACUCGAUGAGAUUUUCGAUUCGCCCAACCCGGUUAAGACAUCGAUUUCGAAGAAACGCUUGGGCUUCGAUGCGUAUGGCGAGGUUGUUAAUAUUGAGGAUAUGUGAUUGUGAGUGCGAGGAAGUUUCGAGGUUGAGAUUGGAAUGGUGGUGGUAGAGGAGCGAGAACGGAAGGGUUUUGAGGAAUUGAUGAAGCGGGGACCUGUGAGGAGGAUGCAUGGUUUUAUACCCCUUUUUAAAUCGGACGCGGAGGUUUAAAGGACUAUUAUGAGAAGUCAAAGUGAGGAAAGGAAACUUUCGAAGGUGGAAAAUGGUAACCUGACGCGAGUCCACGAGAGUACAAGAUACACAGACCGUCAAGAGGCAAUGAAGAGGAGGAAGUCGUGUGAAGUGGUGGCACUGGAAUAUGAUCUCAACAAGAGGUCUGGAAUGGAAUUCCAUCGGAUACGAUCCGACAUGUGCAUCUGUACAGUACACGACCAUGACAAGCAAGUAUCAAGGAAAGAAGCGGGAGUCGGACGGAAUAGCAGGAUCAGGAGCAGGAGGAGUUGGAGUAGGGUGUUUCUAGGCUAUCAUACCACAUUAUGAUUUUUAUACGUACGCCAUUUGUUGCAUAGGCAUGGACUUCCCUCGGAAUGGAUAGGAAAGCUUGGAUGGAAUGGUUAGCCAGGUGCUAUCAAGAAAAUAUCAGAUACUGAAGGAUAUAUGGCUGAUUUUCAUUCUGUGUUGAGUAAGUGAUCGUUUGAUACCUUUUGCAGUGUAGCCCAUAAAGUGUAUGAAAUGGCCAAGCCAUGAAGCUGUGGAUGAUAUUAUAUGGCGAUUGAUGGUCAAAGAGUGACAAUAAAGUUCAAUUUGGCGGUGUAAAAUAAGCGAAGCCCUGCUGAGGUUGUGUUUAUGAAAUAAGCGAAGGUUUUGUCGUGACAUAAAUUGUUCUUGAGGGUGUCCGUGAGUUCCCAUAAGUAGAUUCAUGGUUUAAUACGCUUCACUAAGAAGAAAGGCAUCGCAUUGGUGUGGUUUCCUUGGGUCCCUAUCUUGCUAUUUAAAGUCCUUGUUCUGAUACAAAGGAAAUUCAUUAUUUUCGGCCAUAACAUGUUGCACGCACCCGUUCCAAAGUCACAUUCAUUAAUGUUGAAAAAGCAUAAUCAAUCCUGGCGUACAGUCAGUCUCUCACGGGUCAACUCCUUGUUUGAAUGUCUCCCUGAUGAACCUGACUCAAAACGUCCCCUUUGGCAAUCGAAGUCUCAAGCUGCUGUUG
This is a messenger RNA of Cadophora gregata, 3777 nucleotides long. RefSeq lists its product as uncharacterized. Gene Ontology annotation, cellular component: membrane. The transcript is spliced from 6 exons. The coding region runs from base 957 to 2630 and encodes 557 amino acids. NCBI's taxonomy places the organism in Eukaryota, Fungi, Ascomycota, Leotiomycetes, Helotiales, Ploettnerulaceae. Gene Ontology annotation, biological process: transmembrane transport; carbohydrate transport. The record is from RefSeq and is a predicted model, not a curated record. Gene Ontology annotation, molecular function: carbohydrate:proton symporter activity.